AUGGUUGUCAAUGGUAUAGAAUACAAAGAUAAGAUACUUUAUCACCCCGACCAGUGGCUCCUUCCGAAAGCUCAUAUACCAGACAUCGAAACGUACAAACGGAUGCACAAAAAAUCAGUUGAAAACCCAGAAGAAUUCUGGGGUGAGCUUGUGCAAGAGUUUUACUGGAACAGCCCUCCCACAGGUGCAAUCCUAGAUUAUAAUUUUGAUGUGACAAAGGGGAACGUGUACGUGAAUUUCAUGAAGGGAGCAACCACAAACAUCUGCUACAAUCUUCUGGAUAGAAAAACACAAGAAACUGAUCAGGGAGACAAAAUAGCUUAUUACUGGGAAGGGAAUGAACCUCAUGACUGCUCCACCAUCACCUACUCCCAGCUCUUAACAGAAGUCUGCAAGUUUGCCAAUGUCCUGCGGAGUUUAGGUGUGCAGAAAGGAGACAGAGUUGCCAUAUAUUUACCAGUGAUCCCAGAACUGAUAUACGCAAUGCUGGCCUGUGCAAGGAUAGGAGUCGUCCACUCUAUCGUGUUUGCAGGUUUCUCAGCGGAAUCUCUGUGUGACAGAAUAUUAGAUUCCCAAUGCAUAUUACUGGUUACUGCAGAUGGUUUUUACAGAGGAGAGAAGCUGAUCAACCUGAAGCAGAUCGCAGAUGAUGCGUUGGAGAAGUGUAAAUGCAAAAAGGGCUUUGUUGUGAAAAGGUGCAUUGUGGUUCAACACCUUGGCAACAAGCUAAGGAAGAGCCGGGGAAAAACCCACUGUAACAUACUGCAGCUAUUCUGGAACUCUGAGACUGAUAUGUGCUGGGAAUUUCUGAUGAAGGACGCCAGUGAGCAGUGUGAGCCAGAAUGGGUUGAUGCUGAACAUCCUCUUUUCAUUCUUUAUACCAGUGGGUCUACUGGGAAGCCCAAGGGUGUAAUGCACACUGUGGCAGGCUACUUAAUGUACACAGCAAUCGGCUUUAAAUACAUCUUUGACUAUCACGAUGACGAUGUGUACUGGUGCACGGCAGACAUUGGAUGGAUUACGGGACACUCAUAUGUCAUCUAUGGACCACUGGCAAAUGGUGCAACAAGUGUACUUUUUGAGGGUCUGCUGCUUUAUCCGCAUGUGGGGAGGUUGUACGAAAUGAUUGAAAAGUACAAAGUGACGAAGCUCUACACGGCGCCCACUGUCAUUAGAAUGCUGAUGAAGUUCGGCGAAGAACCCGUGAGAAAGUUCAACCUCAAGUCUUUGAAGAUUUUGGGCUGUGCUGGAGAACCCAUUAACCCUGAAGCUUGGACAUGGUAUUAUAACGUCAUUGGCAAUAGGCAGUGUCCCAUCAUGGACACCUUUUGGCAGACUGAAACGGGUGGUCCAAUGAUGACACCGCUGCCCGCAGUAACCCCGCUGAAACCAGGAUCUGCUACAUUCCCCUUCUUUGGGGUACUCCCUGCCAUUCUGAAUGAACGUGGUGAGGAGUUGCAGGCAGAAGCUGAAGGAUACUUGGCAUUCAAGCAGCCGUGGCCAUCCAUACUACGCACAGUGUAUGGAGACAAUGAACGUUUUGAGACAACUUACUUCAAACGGUUCCCAGGAUUUUACCUGACUGGAGACAGUUGCAGGAGAGAUGGAGACGGCUAUUACUGGAUCACUGGAAGGGUAGACGAUAUGCUCAACGUCUCAGGUCAUCUGCUGAGUAGUGCUGAGGUGGAAUCAGCCCUGUCCGAACACAGUGCAGUGGCAGAGGUUGCUGUGGUGAGCCACCCACACCCUGUGAAAGGGGAAUGUAUCUACUGUUUUGUCACCCUGAAGGAUGGAAGGGAAUUGACCAAGUCCAUUUCAGAUGAACUGAAAAGCAAAGUGCGGCAAAAGAUUGGACCAAUUGCCACGCCUGACUUCAUACAGAAUGCACCUGGGCUCCCAAAAACCCGUUCAGGUAAAAUAAUGAGACGCAUUCUGAGGCGCAUUGCUUGCAACGAGAAGGAACUGGGUGAUGUUUCCACUCUUAUUGAUCCAUCGGUGGUGGAUCUCCUCUUCAGCCAGAGAGGUCAAGCAGCUGCUUGAAGCGAUGUAUGGCCUUGUCCAAGACUCAGUUCCAGUAAAAAGCCACAUUUAAAGCAAGGCCAGUCACUGCAGUUACACAAAUGUUCUCGCUAGGUUGUCCACAUUAAAAUACAUUUUCUCAUAAAGAAAUUCCUUUGUCUAAAUGGCCUUACAAUGAAUAAUUACUUUCCUAAAUAAUCUCUAUUUAAACUGGCAUGUUAUUGUUCACUUUUGUGUGAGAAUUUCCUGCCAUGGGUCCUCACAUUAACAUCUAGUUUGAUCUUACACCUUUUUUCCUGUUUGCACAAUAAAGGUAUGGCAUGGAGGCUUAUGCAUCUUGAACCCAAGGAAGAACCAGGGUCGUUAGGAAGGGAAAACAGUGGAUGAGGAAAAUAUCAAAUAGUCAUAGUUUCAUGCCGAACAUUCAAGGUUGAUUGUCUAUAUAUAUUUCUGAGAUUGAUUAAAGCAGGAAAAGUUUUCAUACACCCUUCCUAAACUUCUCCAUCUAUUUACUUCUCUCUCUUCUUUGAUAUUAAACAUAAUACCCAUCACUCUGGUCUGAAUAUUUACAGCAUUUUCUGUUUUUAUCUCUGGCCAGGGUUUGCUUAUCUGCCCUAUGUUGGUUCAGUGUAAAAUUUAAUUUGAUAACGUGAUUUGAUUUGGGAUGUUUUUCUUUACUAUAUUAGUUGUACUUGGUAUGCCUCACAGAUACUGCAGUCAUUUAUCUAACAAUGAAGACCCAUGUUUAUGUAUCAUAACAUUUGGUGGAGUAGUGUUUUAUUAAUAAAUGACUAAUUCUCAUAAUUAAUAGAAAUAAUCUUUCAGUAAACAAGCUGCUUGAUUGAAUAAGCUCACUGAUUUAAAUAAGUUUUCUCUAUUGACUGAUCUUUAGUUCCUUACAUAUUUUAUGCAUUGUUAGUAAACUUACUUAUUUGGAUCUUUCAUCUUCUUCAUUCUACUUCUCCCUUUAAGGAGAAGGUUUCUCUUAGACUGUUUGAAAAUUAUCUCACCAAUUGAACAUCUUCUGGGUUAUGAGACUUCUUUCCAUGAACUGGCAAUCUGAAGACACCCGUUCUUUCCAGGCUUUUGCCUUUCCUCCCCUGUAGUGCAAAGCUUAGACUUAGAAUCAGCAAAGAAAGGCACAGGAGGCAUUUCCACCUUAUGAAUCUACAGAGAAAUCACUAACUCUUGCCCAGAGCGCAUCACACGGAAACUCUAGUGUCUUUUUUUCAUUUCCUUCAGACCAUUUGCAUCCAAUUUUCCCAAUGCAUUUGCUGAUGUUAUGACAGUGAGUCUGCCUCAUUAUUCCCAAACCUGAAAAUGUAUUUGCUUUUGGCAAUACCAAUUUAAAUAUUUAAUAUUUACAUUUUAAAGUGAUUACUCAUUUACAGUACGUUGUAUUUUUAA
Molecule: messenger RNA, 3426 nt
Organism: Hypanus sabinus (Atlantic stingray)
Lineage: Eukaryota; Metazoa; Chordata; Chondrichthyes; Myliobatiformes; Dasyatidae
Gene: acss2l
Product: acyl-CoA synthetase short chain family member 2 like
Exons: 19
Coding region: 1-2040 (679 amino acids)
Molecular function (GO): acetyl-CoA synthetase activity; AMP binding
Source: RefSeq, a predicted model, not a curated record